Fonsecaea erecta is the source of this 2157-nucleotide messenger RNA. RefSeq lists its product as hypothetical. Gene Ontology annotation, molecular function: double-stranded DNA binding; telomeric repeat DNA binding; damaged DNA binding. Gene Ontology annotation, biological process: cellular response to gamma radiation; cellular response to X-ray; DNA recombination. Bases 1 to 2157 code for a protein of 718 amino acids. The transcript has a single exon. The record is from RefSeq and is a predicted model, not a curated record. Gene Ontology annotation, cellular component: Ku70:Ku80 complex; nucleus. Lineage: Eukaryota; Fungi; Ascomycota; Eurotiomycetes; Chaetothyriales; Herpotrichiellaceae.
AUGGAAAAAGAGGUGACAAUAUACAUCAUUGACCUAGCCCGGUCGAUGGGCAAGAAACACAACGGUCGAGACGAGAGCGACCUCGAAUGGGCACUACAAUGGGUUUAUGACAAGAUCACCAACGUGGUCUUCACUGGUCGGAAGACGCUUCAGGUUGGGGUUGUUGGACUUGGGACUGCUGAGACCGACAACGAAAUGCAAGGGGAUCCCAGUUACAGACACAUCAGCGUGCUACAGCCGGUUUCUCAGAUCCUGAUGGCCGAGUUGCAGAACUUGCCCAAAGUUCUCAAACCAAGCAAUACAGACGAUCGUGAUGUUCUCUCCGCCGUUAUUAUUGCUGUCGAUAUGAUGAUGAGACAUUGCAAACAUCUGAAGUACAAGAAGAAGAUUGUCGUGGUCACGAAUGCGACAGGAAGCCCGAUUGACGACGAUGACAUCGAAAGCACAGCGGAACAAUUCAAGAGCAAUAAUAUCGAACUGGCAGUGUUGGGUGUGGAUUUUGAUGAUCCAGAGUAUGGAUUCAAGGAGGAAGACAAACCAGAACUCAAGAGGGAGAAUGAAAAGAUUCUACGGAAACUGGCUGAUCUUAGUGGAGGUGUUCUGGGAACGAUGCAAGAAGCUGUCGACGAGCUUUCUCGACCGCAAAUCAGGCCAGUCCGACCAACGCCCACUUAUAAAGGCCAACUGAAACUUGGCGAUCCGACGCAGUAUGACACGGCCUUGUCCAUUGAUGUCGAACGAUAUUUCAAGACGUCGAUCAGGAGACCCCCCACGGCGAGUGCAUACGUCGUCAAACCCAACGGGCCCGAGCAAGAUGACACGGAGAAUUUCGCCAGCGUUCACAACCUGUACAAGUACAAAGUCAAGGGCGAAGAGUACGAAGGCGGAUCCAAAAUUCUGGAUCGCGAAGAACUCGCGAGGGGUUACGAAUACGGGCGAACAGCAGUUCCCAUCUCAGAGUCGGAGCAAAAUGUCACCAAGCUGGAGACAGAUAUGUCAUAUGAUAUUCUCGGUUUCAUUCCUGUGGAAAACGUGGAGCGAUACAUGUUGAUGGACAACACGAACAUGAUCGUUUCCCAAAAAGGCAAUGACAAAGCCGCACUCGCCCUCUCUUCCUUGAUUCACUCCCUUUACGAACUCGGAUCUGUAGCCAUCGGCCGCCUUGUCAAGAAAGACAUGGCAGAACCGAUUCUCACGCUCUUGUCUCCGCUCGUCGAAGCAGACUUCGAGUGCCUCAUCGAAAAUAUCCUCCCUUUUGCAGAGGAUAUCCGAUCCUACCGCUUCCCACCCUUGGAUAAAGUCCUCACUGUCUCUGGAGAGGCAUUGAGCGAACACCGCAACCUUCCGUCAGAAGGACUGUUGCAAAGCAUGAGUGAUUUUGUCGACAGCAUGAGUCUACUUCGAGAUGAUGACGAGGAAAUGGUGGUCAUCGAUGACACAUUCUCUCCUCUCCUACACACGAUCGAAGGCGCUAUCAAAUACCGGGCUGUGCACAGUUCCCAUCCCCAGAAGAAGGACCAGCUCCCGAAGAGACCUGAAGCAUUCGAUGCACUUCAAAAGCCACCUCCGGAGCUGCAGGAACGGAGUAGAGGAGUACUUCAACGCUUGAUUGAGGCAGCAGACGUGAAGAAAGUGCCCAGCAAAGUAAAAGGAAGAAGACGAUAUCGCGACAGAGAGGUAGAAAAGCCUUUGUCGGGUCUCAAUGUAGAUGACCUGUUUCGCAAGGCACGACCUUCCACCGAGCCCGGCAAGGUCCAUAUUUCGUCGGACAACGCGAUCCCUGAGUUCAAACAACUAUUGGAUUCGACAGACAACAUGGACAUAAUAAAAGAGGCAGUGAGACAGAUGCAAAAGAUUCUAGAGGACUUGGUGAGAAAAGACUUUGGCGGCCAGAAUUAUCCCCGCGUGGUGGCGGCUUUGGGCGAGAUGAGGCAGGAGAUAGUUGGACUCGAAGAGCCGACGAUGUACAACACCGUGUUGCGCGAGCUCAAAGAAAAGAUCUUUACCGACCAGCUGGGUGGGAAUAGACGCGAGCUAUGGUGGUCGAUUCGAAAGAGCAAGCUCGGAUUGAUUAGCGAGGUCGAGGACGAGCGGUCAACUGUUGAUGCCAUGGAGGCAGAAGAGUUUCUGAACAUAGUCCCCAAGCUACAAGGAUGA